Messenger RNA from Mesocestoides corti, 879 nucleotides. The record is from the annotation of a GenBank genome assembly. Lineage: Eukaryota; Metazoa; Platyhelminthes; Cestoda; Cyclophyllidea; Mesocestoididae.
AUGAAGGAACAACUUUUUUAUCUACUUCAGCAGUUAUCCGAGCAGCCCGGCUUGUCGGCAGAAUUGCCCAGCUUAAUGGACUGUGUCUUUGUCUUGUACACUAAUCUUUCGCAUCUUACGCACCCAGAGCGUCUCAAGAUCUUCCUAAUUAUUUACAACCUCGCUCACCAAGAGUGUUCAAACCUGAAGGCAAAUGGCGGCUGUCUCUCAUUCUCAUUUCUUCUAAUGCGGAUUUUCGACUGUUCCCUUGUGAGUGAGGAGGUAACUCUGAGGCUUAUUCAAUUACAGACACUUGUUUCCAUAAAAAUAGCCGAAGACCCUGGCCUGAUGGCCAACGAAACUGUCAUCGCGAUUCACCGUGGGCUAUUCACUGCCGACUUACUAAAGCCAGAGGCUCGCACCACCUUUUCACUGCAUGUCUGCAUGGAGAUCCUAAAACUCGUUACUCACUUGCACGAGCUUAGCCGAUUGGUUGACAAUGCAAAUGUCUUUCCAAGUUCGCUAAAGGGAAUACUUCUCGCGUGCCUGCUGCGUUGCUUUACCAAUCUGAAUGUGCUACAGCAUCUUAAAGCCACGGGCUCCUACAAAAUCGCCGUCGAAUCAUGUAUCAGUCUUGAGUCAAUUGAUUUGGAGGAAGAUCCUUCCAUAAGACAAGCCGUACUCCACUGUUGGAACAAUUUACUAGAGGAGACUGACACACAGAACUCGACGGAAUUAAGCGACUUAUCUGCCCAAUUAAAAUCGCACUUCCGUUUGGUUCCGUCAGCUCAAAUCGGAGGCGCCGUUUGUCCGUCAUGCAAUGAGUGUUUGCAUGACCUCUUGGAAGACAUCGUCCUCGCAAAGCGUCCGGCAGGUGACGUUGAUUGCACUGGAGACUAA